Messenger RNA from Pollicipes pollicipes, 6274 nucleotides. It is a transcript of the gene Mi-2, whose product is annotated as chromodomain-helicase-DNA-binding protein Mi-2 homolog. The coding region runs from base 122 to 5992 and encodes 1956 amino acids. The record is from RefSeq and is a predicted model, not a curated record. Gene Ontology annotation, cellular component: nucleus; chromatin. Gene Ontology annotation, molecular function: ATP binding; ATP hydrolysis activity; histone binding. Gene Ontology annotation, biological process: chromatin remodeling. The transcript has 32 exons. NCBI's taxonomy places the organism in Eukaryota, Metazoa, Arthropoda, Thecostraca, Pollicipedomorpha, Pollicipedidae.
AGAGUGGGCAGGGGGAGCACCUCCGCGUAUUCGGUGAUUGAACUUGCCGGCUUUUCCCACGUGUGAUAGUUGAAGUUAGUUGGUAUUCUUUUUACCCAUCGAGAGCUUAAGGAGGUGCAGCAUGGCUUCAGAUACGGAAGACAGCAAGCUCGCGGCAGAUGGUGAUGUUGGAGAGGAAGAGGAUGCAGUUGGGGAGGAGCAGGCUGCUGACUCUGAAGCUCUACAGGAAGAGGAAGAGGACAAUUUUGAACCUGCUGGUAAGAAGCGCAAAAAAGGCAAGAAAAGGAAAGCUAGAGAUGACAAGAAAAGUAAGAAGAAGAAGAAGCGGAGGAAGGCUGACAGCGAUGAGAGCGAAGAGGACAAUGACUCGGAGGCUGCCGAGACAUCCAAGGCACGCAGGUCGCGGGGACCGUCGGCGGCCGCCAAGCCACUGAGGGAGCAGACCUCAGAGGCCAGCAACAUGCCCACCUCAGCAGAGGUGUGCGAGACGUUCGGCCUGACCAACGUGGAGCUCGAGUAUUCGGACGAGGACUACCAGACGCUCACCACGUACAAGGCCUACCAGCAGCACAUCAGGCCGCUCAUCACCAAGGAGAACCCCAGGGUGCCCAUGUCGAAGCAGAUGAUGCUGGUGGCGGCCAAGUGGCGGGAGUUCACCGCCUCGCAGCCGGCCGAGUCGGCAGCCGCCUCGCCGGCCGAGCCCGACUCGGAGCCCGAGGCCGACCAGGAGCAGGCGCAGGAGGAGGAGCCCGAGCAGGACCAGGACUACGACGUCGAGCAGGAGCCGGAGGUGGUCCGCUCGUCGGCGCGCAGCAGGGGCACCAAGAAGAAGCAGGAAGCCCCGGCGGAUGAAGACGAGUACGAGUUCGAGGAUGACGACGACUCGGCCAAGAAGAAGCGCUCCAGACGCUCGAAGGCUGGCGGCUCAGCCAAAAAGGGCCGCGUUCCCACGCUCAAGAUCAAGUUGGGCAAACGGAAGAAGGGCUCCUCGGACGAGGACUCCGAGGGCGGCAAGGACUCGGACGCCGAGUUCGAGCAGAUGCUGGCCGAGGCCGAGGAGGUCAGCAAGAACUCCAACGAUAACGACGUACCGCGCCGCAAGGCCAAGACCAAGAUCGGCAACAAGAAGAAGCGCAAGAGCAAGAAGCCGGGUCGUGACGAGGAGGGCUACGAGACAGACCACCAGGACUUCUGCGAGGUGUGCCAGCAGGGCGGCGAGAUCAUCCUCUGCGACACGUGCCCCAAGGCGUACCACUUGGUGUGCCUGGAGCCCGAGCUGGAGGAGCCGCCCGAGGGCAAGUGGAUGUGCCCCACGUGCGAGCGCGACGGGCCCCCGGAGCGGCCCGACCGACAGUCGGACGACGAGCACCAGGAGUUCUGUCGCACGUGCAAGGACGGCGGGGAGCUGCUGUGCUGUGACAUGUGUCCGGCCGCCUACCACACACACUGUCUCAACCCGCCGCUCAAGGAGAUCCCGGACGGCGACUGGCGCUGCCCGCGCUGCUCGUGCGAGCCGCUGGCCGGCAAGGUGCAGAAGAUCCUCACAUGGCGCUGGGUGGAGCCACCCGAGGAGAAGCCGGCCGACCCGGCCGCCGCCGCCUCGCCCAGGAAGAAGCCGCCCCGGCAGCGCGAAUACUUCGUCAAGUACCACGAGCAGAGCUACUGGCACUGCGAGUGGGUCUCCGAGCUCCAGCUGGACAUUUACCACGCCAGCCUGCUGCGCUUCUACAUGCGCAAGUACGACAUGGAGGAGCCGCCGACGUUCGAGGACGCCGAGCACACGGAGCACUACCGGCAGAAGCACGUGCAGGACGACCCGCAGCACCUGGAGGAGCGCUUCUACAGGAACGGCGUGCGUCCCGAGUGGCUGGUGAUCCACCGCGUGCUCAACUACCGCACCAUCCGCCACGGCGCCGUCCAGUACCUGGUCAAGUGGAAGGACCUCGGGUACGAGUACGCCACCUGGGAGAACGAGGACGCCGACAUCACCGGACUACGCGACGAGAUCGACGCAUAUAACGACCUGCACGCCGUCAUGUCCGGCGAGCCCUCCUCCAAGAAGGGCAAGAAGAAGGGCAAGCGCAGCAAGCACCGGGACGCCGACGAGGACGAGGACGGACGCAAGAGGCGGUACACGCUGCCGCCGGAGCGGCCCAUGCGCGACACCAACCGGCGCUGGGACAAGCAGCCAGAGUACCUGGAGUGCACCAAGAUGACGCUGCACGACUACCAGAUGGAGGGCCUCAACUGGCUGCGCUUUUCCUGGGGCAACGGCACGGACACCAUCCUGGCCGACGAGAUGGGCCUGGGCAAGACUAUUCAGACGAUCGUCUUCCUGUACUCGCUCUACAAGGAGGGCCACUCCAAGGGCCCGUUCCUGAUCGCCGUGCCGCUCAGCACGCUGGUGAACUGGGAGCGGGAGUUCGAGACCUGGGCGCCGGAGUUUUACGUGGUGACCUACGUGGGCGACAAGGACGCGCGCGUCACCAUCCGCGAGCACGAGCUCAGCUUCGAGGAGGGCGCCACGCGCGGCGGGGGCAAGGCGUCGCGCGUGCGCACCAACAACAUCAAGUUCCACGUGCUGCUGACGUCGUACGAGCUGAUCUCGAUCGACAACGCGUGCCUGGGCAGCAUCGACUGGGAGGUGCUGGUCGUGGACGAGGCUCACCGGCUGAAGAACAACCAGUCCAAGUUCUUCAAGAUCCUGGCUGGCUACAAGCUAGCCUACAAGCUGCUACUGACGGGUACGCCUCUGCAGAACAACCUGGAGGAGCUGUUCCACCUGCUCAACUUCCUAUGUCCAGAGAAGUUCCAGGACCUGCUGGCCUUCCAGAACGAGUUCGCCGACAUCGCCAAGGAGGAGCAGAUCAAGAAGCUGCACGAGAUGCUGGGUCCGCACAUGCUGCGCCGCUUGAAGGCCGACGUGCUCAAGAACAUGCCGUCCAAGUCGGAGUUCAUCGUGCGUGUGGAGCUGUCGGCCAUGCAGAAGAAGUACUACAAGUACAUCCUGACCCGCAACUUCGAGGCUCUGAACUCGAAGUCGGGCGGUCAGCAGAUGUCGCUGCUGAACGUGAUGAUGGAGCUGAAGAAGUGCUGCAACCACCCGUACCUGUUCAGCGUAGCCUCCAACGAGGCGCCCAAGCUGGCCAACGGCAUGUACGAGACGGACGCCGUCACCAAGUCCAGCGGCAAGCUCGUCCUGCUCUCCAAGAUGCUGGAGAAGCUGAAAAACGAUGGCCACAGGGUGCUGAUCUUCUCGCAGAUGACCAAGAUGCUGGACAUCCUGGAGGACUUCUGCGAGGGCAUGGGCUACAAGUACGAGCGCAUCGACGGCGGCAUCACGGGCGCGCUGCGGCAGGACGCCAUCGACCGCUUCAACGCGCAGGGCGCGCAGGCCUUCGUCUUCCUGCUGUCGACCAGGGCGGGCGGUCUGGGCAUCAACCUGGCCACGGCCGACACCGUCAUCAUCUACGACAGCGACUGGAACCCGCACAACGACAUCCAGGCGUUCUCGCGCGCCCACAGGAUCGGCCAGACCAGCAAGGUGAUGAUCUACCGCUUCGUCACGCGCAACUCUGUGGAGGAGCGGGUCACCCAGGUGGCCAAGAAGAAGAUGAUGCUGACCCACCUGGUGGUGCGCCCCGGCAUGGGUGGCAAGGGCACCAACCUCAGCAAGAAGGACCUGGACGACAUCCUCAAGUUCGGCACUGAGGAGCUCUUCAAGGAGGACGAGAACAACCCCGACGGGCCUGAGAACGAGAUCCACUACGACGACGCGGCCGUGGGCGCCCUGCUUGACCGCUCCCAGGCCGGCAUCGAGGAGAAGGCCGAGUGGAGCAACGAGUACCUCUCCAGCUUCAAGGUGGCCACCUACGCCACCAAGGAGGGCGCCGAGGAGGAGGAGGACCUGGAGGUGAUCAAGCAGGAGGCGGACAACACCGACCCGCAGUACUGGGAGAAGCUGCUGCGCCACCACUACGAGCAGCAGCAGGAGGACCUGGCGCGCACGCUCGGGAAGGGCAAGCGCGUCCGCAAACAGGUCAACUACAACGACACGAACGACGGCAGGGAGGACGGCAACUGGCAGGGCGAGAACCCGUCCGACUACAACUCUGACUUCUCGGUGCCGACCGACGAUCAGGACAGCGACGCUGACCUGGACGACGACCGGCGCCGCCGCCGCGGCGACGCCCGGGACCGGCCGCUGCCGCCGCUGCUGGCCCGCGUCGGCGGCAACAUCGAGGUGUUGGGGUUCAACGCCCGGCAGCGCAAGGCGUUCCUGAACGCCAUCAUGCGCUGGGGUAUGCCGCCACAGGACGCCUUCAACUCGCAGUGGCUGGUGCGUGACCUGCGUGGCAAGUCAGAGCGCAACUUCCGCGCCUACGUGUCGCUCUUCAUGCGGCACCUGUGCGAGCCGGGCGCCGACAACGCCGACACGUUCGCCGACGGCGUGCCGCGCGAGGGCCUCAGCCGCCAGCACGUGCUCACGCGUGUCGGCAUAAUGUCACUCAUCCGCAAGAAGGUCCAGGAGUUUGAGGCGGUCAACGGCAGCUUCUCGGUGCCGGAGCUGAUGGAGCGGCGCCCGGCGGUGCCCGUCCUGCUGCCGCCCACCGGCGCCUCCUCGGCGGCCACCUCCGACCAGACGUCAGCGCAGACCUCGGCCUCGGCCACGCCGGCUACGUCCGCCGCCCCCAGCCCCGCCCCGCCCCCGCAGAAUGGUGAAAAGAAGGAAGAAGCCGAGGAGGAGAAGAAGGUAGACAAGGAGGUUAGCAAGGAGGCCAGCAAGGAAGCCGACAAGGAGCCGUCACCCGCCGGGGAGGAAGUCAAGAAAGAGAAGGUUGACGAGGCGCCAGAGAAGGCGGAGGAGGCGCCGAAGCCGACCAAGGAGGAGGCGGAGACCACGGAGAAGUCCGAGCCGAUGGAGACGGACGUGAAGAAGGAGGAGGCCGACACAGAGAGCAAGCCCAACGAGCAGGGAGACGGAGUGAAGGCCGAGCCCGCGGAACCGGCAGCCGCCAAGGACUCCGCCGAUGCUAAGGAGCCCGAGGAGAAGAAGCCCGAGGAUGCCGCCAAAAAGGACGACGAAAAGAAGGAAGAAAAGAAGGAGGUAGUGAAAGACGACAAGAAAGAGGAGAAGAAGUCACCGCCGCGACCCAAGCACAAGUUCAUGUUCAACAUCGCCGACGGCGGCUUCACCGAGCUGCACACGCUGUGGGUGAACGAGGAGAAGGCGGCGGUGCCGGGCCGCGAGUACGAGAUCUGGCACCGCCGGCACGACUACUGGCUGCUGGCCGGCAUCGUGGUGCACGGCUACGGCCGCUGGCAGGACAUCCAGAACGACGUGAGAUUCGCCAUCAUCAACGAGCCGUUCAAGAUGGACGUCGGCAAGGGCAACUUCCUCGAGAUCAAGAACAAGUUCCUGGCGCGGCGGUUCAAGCUGCUGGAGCAGGCCCUGGUGAUAGAGGAGCAGCUGCGACGGGCGGCCUACCUCAACCUCACACAGGAGUCGAACCACCCGGCCAUGGCGCUCAACGCCCGCUUCGCCGAAGUCGAGUGUCUGGCUGAGAGCCAUCAGCACCUCAGCAAGGAGAGCCUGGCCGGCAACAAGCCCGCCAACGCUGUCCUGCACAAGGUGCUGAACCAGCUGGAGGAGCUGCUGACGGACAUGCGGUCUGAUGUAACCCGGCUGCCGGCGUCGCUGGCGCGGAUCCCUCCCGUGGCGCAGCGACUGCAGAUGUCGGAGCGCUCCAUUCUGUCCCGGCUGGCAGCCGGCACCGCCGCCCACCCCGGCGCCGACGCGACCCCGCAGUUCCCGGCGGGUCUGCAGGCGCAGUACGCCGGCCUGAACCUGGCGGCGCUCCGGCCGCAGUACUCGGUGCCCGGCAUGUCGGCGCCCUCGCACCCGGCCUUCCCCGGCCAGACGACCGGCGCCGCCGCCGCCGCAGCCGCGGCUGCAGCCGCGGCCGCCACCGCGCCGGCCGCCGACAAAUGAGCGACCGGCACCGGCGCCCUGUCUGUCCGUGUGGGGACCUCGCGCUGGGGCUGGACUCGCUCUCGCGCGGCGCCGGGACGGUUCGAACACAUCACUUCACCGCUACUGUAGACGGAGCGCGAGUGUGGCGGCCGGCGGCGCGCCCGACAUAGUCGGUGUGCGCGCGUCGCCCGUGUCGCCGGUGUUGGAGCUCGAUGUCCGGGCGACCGGCCGGGCCGCACUGGUCUGGCUGGGCUCGCCCGUGUUCACAACUCUCUGUUAAUAAACAGGCACCAUUGUCGA